AUGUCUUUAGCACUGACCGGUGAUAGCAUCCUCGACGCCUGCAUUGCCACCAUCCAAGGCCAAAUCAACGCCUGCAGUCAGACCGACUACUCUUGUCUCUGUACACAAUACAACAACCUUCUGACCUGCUAUACGAACUGCCCCAACGACGCCGGCGUUGGCACCGCCCAACAACAGCGAGAACAGAACUGCAACGCUGCUUCUGUUUACGGCAGCACCACCACCUUGGGUACCGCUUCUUCGACCAGCGGCUCCGCCACCGCCACCACCGCCACCAGCUCUUCUGAAACGGCGACCCAAACUGGCUUUGCCAGUGCAUCCAACACUGGUACGGCCGCAAGUGCCAGUGAGAGUGAAAGUGCAAGUGCGAGCGCAAGCGCAAGUGCCUCUGGUGAUUCCUCCGACAAUGCCGCCUCCAGUUUGGAGAUGGCUGGCAGCCUCAUCGCUGUGGCGCUCGCCGGAUUGGGCUUCGUGUUGUAA
Messenger RNA from Rhinocladiella mackenziei CBS 650.93, 480 nucleotides. RefSeq lists its product as uncharacterized. The record is from RefSeq and is a predicted model, not a curated record. The transcript has a single exon. Bases 1 to 480 code for a protein of 159 amino acids. NCBI's taxonomy places the organism in Eukaryota, Fungi, Ascomycota, Eurotiomycetes, Chaetothyriales, Herpotrichiellaceae.